AUGUCCGACACUUGCAUUGUUUGUUUAGGCGACCUUGGCGAAAGCGCCAGUGAUCCCGAGCUUCUGCCAAGAUCUGAUCUCCACGAUGCCACGGCCAAGGCGGAGGAGGGUCUCGAGGAAAGGGAUCAGGGCGAGAUCGCACAGCUAUUACCAUGCGGUCAUAUCUUUCACCAUGAAUGCUUGAAGCCUUGGGUGGAACGGGCAAAUAGCUGUCCAAUAUGUCGGCGGAACUUUAAUAUGGUUGAACUGAGUGAUCAGCCUGGAGGCACGGUCACAUCAUCGUAUGCCGUUCAGGAUCGGGUACAGGUUGCCGACCUUGACCCUCUUAUGAUAAUCGAAGACGACGAGGAGCCCAGUGACCUGCAGCCAUGCAUAGUAUGUGGACGUACUGAUAAUGAGGAUGUCAUGGUUGUCUGUUCAGACUGUCCCGAUGCUUCUUGUCAUGUAUACUGCAUAGAGACGGAAGAAAUAUCCACCACUGAUUGGUACUGCCCAAGGUGUCAGUCCGAAAAUGAUGGACAAUCGUUGUUUGGCCGUGCCAAUACAAGUGAAAUCACCACUCGUCGGCAUCGAGCUUCGCAGCGACGGACACGGCGCCGAGACCAGGUCAACUCUCUCCAUUGGGCCCGUGUUUGGCAAUCUGUGUGGGACCGUCUUAACAUCGACCUCGACUUCCCAUUUCACGAUGGUGAUGAGCAAUCUGCUCGUCAGCAAGCCUCACAGCGUCAGUCAGAAGAGUCCAAUCAACGUGAAUUCCGAGCAUGGCAACGUCGCUUUCAGAUCGCCGAACGCCAGGGCGGAGGCAAUCGAUUUCGUGACACGGCCUCGCUCUUUGACAUCGAGCCUACCAGACCAUCCAGACCGAGAGCGCCCAGAGCUCCUACUCCAGAGCCGGAGUCAUUGGAGGAGAUGCGGGCUUGGAAUGCGUUUGAAAGGGCUCGUGAGAUCGAGAAUAAUCCAAAUGCUGCCCGCAAGCGCAAAGAGCCGACCUUGUCUCCGUCACCCGAACCCUCAGAGCCGCAGCGGAAAUUGAAACGACCCCGCACGCGAAGACCACAAGAGCUUGCCGCUUUAGCUCAAGAGAAUGGCGAACCUUCCAAAGCUGCGAGUUCGAAUGCGCGGGUUAAUGGCACCACCCCCACUGUGGGCGAGCCCAGCUUCUUGUCAUCUUUGUUGAAAGAGGUUGAAGAUGCGUCUACACCGAGCCAUGCUGCUUCAGUUGGCCCUUCAGCUCCAACCUCUGUCGGCCCUACCGACCAUAUUACCCCUGGUCCAUCAUCCCCAUCCAUCUCUCCUGUUUCUUCAAGCCACUCCUCUCCUCGAUAUUCAUCUACGACCCCACCUCCAUUUUCACGAAGCCGGCCUCUUUCCCCUCUCCAACUAUCCUCCCCAGCCGAGCCAUCCUCGCCUCCAUUUUCACCAGAGGUUUCAUUCUCGGGGGCCCCUGAUGCGUCCCCAACCCCCGAUGAUACAGUUCCGCAGCGUGGAGCGACUCGACCCCGUUCUCGCAUCCCUCAGCGCGCUCUUGACCUAGCCCGAUCUCGAUCUCCCGAUUCCUCUCCCAACCGCCAUGGCCCCUCUCUGACCGUCAAAUCCACGAUCCAGAAGAUGGUCGGAGCUUAUAUCAAGCCUCACUACCGUAAAAAGGCCGUCUCCAAGGAGCAGUAUACGGAGAUCAACAGGACGAUAUCACGGAAGCUAUAUGAGCGCGUCGGGUCUAUUGAGACACUCGAUCUUCAAUCUCGCCUCCAUUUAGAGCAGGUUGCAAAGCGCGAAGUUCAAGAAGCUUUGGACUCUAUUCCCAAUAAAAGGAAAGACAAGCAGCCCAUGGCGGCAUCUGAAAGUGAGGGUGAUGUAUUAUGA
This is a messenger RNA of Penicillium malachiteum, 1863 nucleotides long. Its product is annotated as putative PHD and RING finger domain protein. The transcript is spliced from 2 exons. The record is from RefSeq and is a predicted model, not a curated record. NCBI's taxonomy places the organism in Eukaryota, Fungi, Ascomycota, Eurotiomycetes, Eurotiales, Aspergillaceae. The coding region runs from base 1 to 1863 and encodes 620 amino acids.